AUGGAGGUUAUAUUUCAGAGGGGAAAAUCAACCGCAUUUCCCAGAGAGCCAGGCAUCUGCAUCUACUCCACAAUUGGGGUGGAAGUAGAAGUUGAAACUGAAACUGAUGUUGGUGAGUUGGGGAACCAGUUUGUAGAAGUGGAUGUUGAUUUAGAUGAUGAUGGUUAUGAUGAGUUCGAGAAGUCAGAUGAAGAAGGGUUGAAGACAGUCUUGGAAGAGGAUGAUAACUUGUUUGAUAAACAUGUAGUUGAUGAAGAAAAUGAUGAAUACAAUGAAGAACCUGGUGAGGUUGACAGUGAAGACUACAAUACCGACGAUCUUGUAAGUCUUGAUGAAGAAUCUGAUGAGGGUGAAGGUGUGAAAAACCGUAGCCGCAGAAGAAAAGCUCCUAGAUUUAAGCAGUUUAGAAGAGAAUCUGAUUUGCUGAAGCCAACAUUUCAUUUGGGAAUGGAAUUUACCAACAUGGAGCAGUGUAGGGAAGCAAUAAGGUAUUAUGCAGUUUCAUGUGCAAGGCCAUUGAAGUGGGUGAGGAAUGAUUCGAAUAGGGUGAGGCUCAAAUGUGAAGGAGAUAAAAAACAAAAUGUUCCAUGUCCUUGGAUGCUAUAUGCUUCUCAUGUGGGGAAAGGUCCAAGUACAAGGAUUAAGACAUAUGUUCCAAGGCAUACAUGUGGAAGGAGGCAAAGAACCAAGUAUGCCACUUCAUCAUGGCUGUCGAAGAGGUUUGAUGAGGAGUUAAGAGAUAAUCCCAAUAUGAAAGUGACAGAUUUCAUGAAGUUAAUAAGGAAACAUUAUGCCAUAGAUGUAACUGAGGCUCAAGUUUAUAAAGCCAAGAGUUUUGCAAAAAAGAGAAUUCAAGGUAGUAUUGAAGAGCAAUAUGGUAAGUUGUGGGAUUAUUGUGAAGAGUUAAAGAGCAAUAACCCUGGAAGUACUGUUAUUGUGAAAACUGAAUUGCAAGGUGAGAAUCCUAUUUUCAAGAGGAUUUAUGUAUGUUUUGGAGCUCUUAAAAAGGGAUUUGUGGAAGGAUAUAGACCAGUGGUGGGUUUUGAUGGGUGCCAUGUUAAGGGUCCUCAUCCAAGACAGAUUCUAAGUGCAGUUGGGAUUGAUGGAAAUAAUGGGAUGUAUCCAAUUGCUUUUGCGGUUGUUGAAGUUGAAAAUACAGAGACUUGGGGUUGGUUCUUUGACAUAUUCUUUCAAGAUGUGGGUAUUGAAAAUGGCAAUGGAUGA
This is a messenger RNA of Prunus persica (peach), 1224 nucleotides long. RefSeq lists its product as uncharacterized. The record is from RefSeq and is a predicted model, not a curated record. NCBI's taxonomy places the organism in Eukaryota, Viridiplantae, Streptophyta, Magnoliopsida, Rosales, Rosaceae. The transcript has 3 exons. Bases 1 to 1224 code for a protein of 407 amino acids.